AUGGAAACGAAUCAAAAUAUCAGAGUGCUUGUUACCGGAGCAUCAGGUUUUAUUGGAAUACAUUGUGUUCAUCAACUUUUAAAGGAAAAUUAUACUGUACGUGGUACCGUACGUGACCUUAAUAAUCAUUUUAAAAUUGAUCCACUGAAACAGCUCGAAGGAGCAGCUGAACGUUUGGAAUUGGUUGAAGCAGAUUUGGAAAAUGAUCAAGGAUGGUCUCAAGCAACAGCUAAUUGCACCUAUGUUUUGCAUGUUGCGAGUCCUUUUCCAAUUGUCACGGAUGAAUCAGUCAUUUCAACUGCAGUAGAUGGUACUCUUCGAGUAUUACAAGCUGCUGCAUCAAAUUCAUCUGUAAAAAAAGUUGUUGUUACUAGUUCUUGCGCUGCUAUUAAUGAAGGUCACGCAGAUAUGACGCGAACAUUCAACGAAAAUGAUUGGAGUAAUAUCGAUUCGACAAAUGUAAAUAAUUAUGUGAAAAGUAAAACACUUGCAGAAAAAGCUGCAUGGGAUUUUGUUCAUAAGGAAGACAUUAAGUUCAAGCUAACUGUAAUCAAUCCGGCACUUGUUGUUGGACCUCUCCUUCAUAAUGUACAAGGAACGAGUAUCAGUAUAAUACGUCGUUUUUUGAACAAUGAAAUUCCCGCAGUACCAGCAGUUCAAUUUGGUUUAGUAGACGUACGUGAUAUAGCACAAGCACAUAUUCGUGCUAUGCGAGAACCACGUAGUGAUGGAUUACGAAUUUUAUUAAGUUAUCAACCAAGUUUCUGGUUUCUGGAUAUUGCCAAUGUUCUACGUGAUGAAUUCUCAUCGCAAGGUUACAGUAUCCCAAGAAUUACAGUGCCAUACCCGAUAGCAUGGCUUUAUUCAUUGUUCAGCAAGGAAACAAAGCAGCAAAUACUAAGUCGUUUUGGCAAUGAAGUACACUUCGAUAAUUCUCUCGCAAAAGAUAUUCUUGGAAUAGAAUUUAUAGAUCCUAAAGAAUCGAUCAUUGCUAUGGCAUAUGAUAUUAUCGAACGCAAUAUGGCACCAAAACAAAAAAAUUACAAAGGACCACCUGCUAAAACUUCUUAA
This is a messenger RNA of Brugia malayi, 1071 nucleotides long. Its product is annotated as putative 38.1 kDa protein in RCK1-AMS1 intergenic region, putative. Gene Ontology annotation, molecular function: oxidoreductase activity, acting on the CH-OH group of donors, NAD or NADP as acceptor. The record is from RefSeq and is a predicted model, not a curated record. The coding region runs from base 1 to 1071 and encodes 356 amino acids. The transcript has 8 exons. Lineage: Eukaryota; Metazoa; Nematoda; Chromadorea; Rhabditida; Onchocercidae.